CUCACUAAUGCAGGUCCACCGGGCAGUCCACCGUCACAUCGUACGCACACCUGCCACGCCGACUUCUCCAGUGUCGCCGCUGCCCACAUGCUGCCGCUUGAGUUGUUCCUCCCAUGCGCGUGCAUGCCUGGCUCAGCCCGAAUUCACCGCAGUCCCUGUCAUUGUCCAUCUGCAACCAGCGUAGCCGCCCACGGCCGGAGCCAUUGAGCGCACAGCAUCGCCUGCCAUGAAUGGCUCUCCUCAGCUCAGCAGCUCCCCAGAGGAGACGCGCAACAUGGGAAAUGGAAAUCUGCUCACACCCUCGCAACAAGGCGGCCCACGGCGCGGGAGUGGUGGUCUUCCGGCGCGGAAUCGUGAUGCUUCACCACAUACCAACGGGAACACGCAUAACCAGAACGCGCCGCCCUCUCCACGGUCGCCAUCGACGGACACCAGCCAAUGGAGCUCCGCCGUUGGCCAUGCCACGACUGGCGGGAAGUCAGGACGUGUGAUUGAGAAGCUCAUGGCUGACAAUGAUCGUCUCAAGCGUGAGCUCAAAGAGCAAGUGAUCAAAGCGGAGGAAUUGCAACGAAGUGUUCAGAUGUUCAAGCCUCGAAUGGAAUCGAUUCAGGCCGAGAAUGAUAAUUUGAGCCAUCUCAGAGACGUGGACUCCGGAUUAUUGUCCAGACGAGAAAGAAUCAUACAGGAAUUGAAGGCAGACUUGGCAAAAGAGAGAGAACGAAGCAAGGCCUUCGAGGAUAUGGCUCAGCGAAGUACUGCGGAAAGAGAUGAAGCGGUCGAGGAGAAGCGAAGGGAUCUGCAGAUGAUGGCGGAGCAGACGAAACAUGCCCAACUUCAUACAGAGAUCCUGGAGAAUAGUCACAGACAAUUGAAUCAGCAAUACAAAGCUCGCGUAGAAGGUAUCCGGACGGAAGUGCUGCAGUUGCAGCAAGAGAAAGAAGAAGACCGCAGGCGCUUGUCCAAGAUGGACGUGGUAUCAGAUCAGAUGCGACAGGAACUGGAACGGACAAGAAAGCUGCAAGCGGAGCUGGUGACAAAAUGGGAGGAGCUACAACAAGAGAAACAAGAGCGAUUCCAGGAGCUUGAGAGGGAGGCGAGAGAGGAGAACGAGAAGACACGGAAGCUCAGCGUUGAAAUGGAUCAAGUCGUGAACCAGAUGCGCUGGGUGAUGAACGUGAAGCGGAACACCAACUUGGAUGGCAGCUAGACGCGGCAUGAACCCAUCUCCACAUAUUUUUCUUUGCGAUUUAGCGGGCGUCAUGGCAUUCAUGAGAAAUGACAUUGAUAUCACGAUACUGGCUUGGCCAUUUGCCGACUGGAGCCAGGCUAGAGACUCUUGACAGUUGGGUUGGUUCGAGCAAGCAAGCGUUGGGCGCGAGGGGGUAGGGCGAGAUACGAAACAUAGAUUAGACGGGUAUCUUCACGAAGACUCGCAGGCCGUCUCUGGCACUCCGGCGCGUUCGCGACACUCUCAUUCACGAGCAACUAAGCAGCGGCCAGCAGCGACGCGAGGCAGCGCGCGAGCGCGCCUGCCGUUUUGAUCUCAUGCUGUGCCGUUGCGCCUUCCGCACCUCGACCAGG
Molecule: messenger RNA, 1581 nt
Organism: Cercospora beticola
Lineage: Eukaryota; Fungi; Ascomycota; Dothideomycetes; Mycosphaerellales; Mycosphaerellaceae
Source: RefSeq, a predicted model, not a curated record